Molecule: messenger RNA, 2694 nt
Organism: Tetrahymena thermophila SB210
Lineage: Eukaryota; Ciliophora; Oligohymenophorea; Hymenostomatida; Tetrahymenidae
Product: chitin synthase
Exons: 13
Cellular component (GO): cell septum; cell periphery
Molecular function (GO): chitin synthase activity
Source: RefSeq, a predicted model, not a curated record
AUGAAUAAGACUGUUAUUCACGACAAUACUUACGUGUCUACAGACAGAAUAAAAAAGAUUUUAUAGCCCAUAGAGCUCUAGUUAGCUAAGGGUUAAAACAAUUCUUUUAAGCUUUCUUCAAGAACUUUGACAUAAUAAAAUUGGGCAAACGAUAUUUAAAACAAAAAAUUCCAGUCCUUAGAAUAAGAAAGCCUUAGCGUUGAAUAGGUUCUGAAGGUAGGAGUUCAAAAUGGUUUAGUUUCAUUGUUUAACAGAUUUAACGAUGGUAUCUGCAUCAAACCUAAAAUGAUUAUUUGCGUUACCAUGUAUAAUGAACCACGUAAAGAACUAGAGGAAACAUUAGAUGGUAUAGUUAGCAACAUUUCAACUUUUAAAGAAGAAUGUAAUAUCUCUAAUAAUGAAAUUUUGGUCAUUGUUGUGUAUGAUGGUAUUGAUAGAAUGAAUGCUAGUAAAGAUAGCGAUGACAGUAUGUUAGACUACUUUAGUACCUGGGAUGAAGUUGUAAAGACUUAAAGAUAAAGUGAACAAAGAAGAACUAUGAGAUAAGAGUAUGAUGAAUAUUGUUAUAAUCUUAAAAUCUCUAAGUUAGAUGUUGAAAAAAUUAAGUCAAAUGAUUUCAAAGAAAUGAAUUCUGAUUCUAAAUUAAUGAAAGGAUUUAAUGACUAUAAAAUUGAAAAUCGUGAUGACAAAAGAACUUUAGAAUAACAAAAGUCAGAAUUUCUUUACAAAAAGAAAGAAGAAGCAGGAAAGUAUCUCAAAGAUAAAGCAAAUAAUGCUUACCUCUACUAGAUGAGACAUAGACUUCAAAAAGCCACAUCUGGAGGAGAAGACGGAGAUAGCUAAGAAUUCCUUGAUUCUGAUGAUACUCUUAAUAUUAUGCAUUGCGUUAAAUAUUAAAAUGGUGGUAAAUUAUCAAGUCACUUGUGGUUCUUUUGCGGUUUUUGUGAACUUUUCAAUCCAGACUAUACUAUUCUAUUAGAUUGUGGUUUAGUUCCUGAUGAGAGAGCUAUGUUUAAUAUGUUUUUAGCUUUGGAAAGUGAUAAGAAUAUUGGUGGUGUUUGUGGUUUUAUGGGUAUAAAAUUCUAAGAUAUUUAUACUGAAGGUGGUGAAAGAAAUGAUAACUACAAUGAAAAUGAAAUUAACUGUAUUGCAGAUAUGUAUUAAAGAGUAUUUAACAUACAAAGAGCUUAAAUGUAUGAAUAUAAUAUGGGUCACUUUAUUGAUAAGCCUUUUGAAUCUCUAUUCGGCUAUAUUUAGGUGCUUCCUGGUGCUUUCUCUGGUUAUAGAUGGGAAGCGCUAAAGAGAGAUGAUGAUAAUGAAAGUAUUCUUGAUGAUUAUCUCAGCAGUGUUUUGGAUAAAGAUUAAGAAUUAACUCUAGAACAAGAAAAUAUGAACUUGGCAGAAGAUAGAAUUCUCUGUUUGAAAAUUUACUCUAAAAGAGGAAAAAGAUAUACUCUUCGUUAUUUGCCUAAUUGCAAAGCUAGAGUCGAUCCUGUCACUAAUCUGAUGGUUUUAACUUCAUAAAGAAGAAGAUGGAUUAACGGUUCUACUUUCGCCUUAAGAAUGUGCUUAGAAAAUAAAAGUAUAAUUUAUGAAUCAAAUCACUCUGCUUUUGAGUUGUGCCUUUUCAAAUUCUGUAUGUCAUUUGCUUGGCUCAAUGAUGCUUUGAGUUAUAUCUCUCUCUCUGUUUACUUCACAAUCGUUUUUAUUAUGUUGAUGACCAAUGUUAGUUCAGUCACUCUCGAUGGUGCUAUUAAUACUGGCUCAGCACUUGCAGUUUUCUUUGUUACUCUCUUCCUUUCUUCUUACUUUUUAGUUGUCUUAAUGAUUAUUUUCUACUCUUUAUCAUUCGAUACGAGAAAUAGGCAAAUGCAUUAGAUAUUCUAUUCUCUCUCUGCUUAUUUAGGUGUUUUGAUGAUAAUUGCUUAUGUUAUUAUGCUUAUCUAUAUUAUCCAAAUUACUAUUUUUACUAUCUAAAAAUACAUACUUGGACACGAGUCUGGAUUUGGAACUGAUGGUGUUUUAAGUUCUUGGAGUGAUGAUGGAUGGACUAAAAAGACUUUCUGCUACUUAGUUGUCGUUGGUUUCUUUAUCAACUUUGUCCCAUAUAUUUUCAAUUUAUCUAGAAUUUGCGAAAUGUUAAAAUCUUUUAUUCAUUUUGUAGCCUAUUAGUCAUAAUAUAUUCAUUUACUUUUGAUUUAUGCUUUCUGUAGAAUUGAUGAUCUUUCUUGGGGUACUAAAGGUUCUGAUGUUUCUAGCUCUUAAAAGGAUGUAAGUAAAAAAAUUAAAUUCAGCUUCGUUACUAAAUGGUUCCUUGUCAAUGUUAUUCUUGGAUUCUUAUUUGGUACUUUCUUAACCAGUCAAGUCCUUGACUAGUAGUCUUAAUAUUAAUAUGUCAAGCCCUUUAUUUUGAUUGGUAUUUCUGUCGUUUUCGUAGGUUAAUUGGCUAUCAGAGUUGUUGGAGCUGUCUUGUAUGAGUUAAAGUUCUUAUUCUUCAUGAUAAAGAUGAGCAACAAGAAGAGACAUAUUAAGAAAGAAAGAAUGAACAGCAACCUUAAUGAAGAAAUUUAGGAAAAAGAACACAGAUUCUUUAGUGGAGAUAAACCUAGAAAGGAUAAAACUAAUGAAAGUGGCACAUUAAAUACCAAUAAUAUUUUACCUUCAAAUAACAAUAUUUUAAGUGAUCUUAGUUGA